AUUACAGAGGGUCUUGGCACACUCGCGUUAGGCGCAUUUGGUCGUAUUACAGAUGGUCUGGGAGGAUAUUGAUUAGAAUUUUGAUGGUAGUUAGAUGUAGACGGUCUAACUUGCAUAGGUUGAUUCGGCAUAGGGUAAUUUUGAGGCUGGGGCUGGUUAAACUGUCUCGGGGCAAGACUUGUAGACUGUUGUCUCCGUUGGCAUUCAUUUGUCAAGUGACCGGGACGAUUACAAAAAUUACAAAUUUUAGGGUUUGGUCUUCGAUUAACAGAAUUUUGAUUCGGGUUUGAGGCCCUGGCGAAUUUUUGUCGUUCCAAAUAUGAGAGUUGUAACUCUCGUUUGAUAUACGAAACUGCGGUCAAGAUAUCCGUGGGAUGUCCUGAUCGUACAACAGGUCCUAUUUUCGAGUCUAAUCCUGUGAAUAGACAAUUUAAAGUCAUCGUGGAAUGCAUUUUGGCUGCAUGCGUCUGCAGUCUAGAUUCAAAGGUUAGGGGUGAUUCAUUGGGGAGUUGGCGCAUGUGUUGAAGAUCCGUGAUUAAAGAUGUGAGAUCUCUAAGAUCUCCAAAGUGCGUUUCUAACAGGGACCGUAUGUCUUCCCACGUGGAAGGCU
This is a messenger RNA of Acanthoscelides obtectus, 610 nucleotides long. The record is from the annotation of a GenBank genome assembly. Lineage: Eukaryota; Metazoa; Arthropoda; Insecta; Coleoptera; Chrysomelidae.